AUGGCCACUCAUUCCAUCUUGGACAGCGACCAAAUGGUCAGCAUUUAUCACGGCGCCAAGGGCAAAGAAGCCUACUCUAUCCGGUUUUGGAACCCUCGACUCAAUCAAGACUUUUGCCUUCCAAUUUGGCUUGUGGCCCCCGAGCAACCAACUAGCUCGCGACCUGGAAUCCUUGAUAGGGUCGACACAACCGUGGAGCGUUGGUGGCCAGAACAACGACAGUUCAGACAUUUCAUGAUUCAUGAAGCAAAACGUGAAGGUUCGAGUGUGGUACACCUUCAUGAGCAAACUGUGCGUUAUGCCAAAACCAUCGUCGGGGAGAAUUUUCUUGGCGAACUUUUUGUCCUGACCACCAUUGGCACGACCUUUCGAACCUGGGUUUUCAAAGCCCGAUCGGAAGCUCUGCAUCCACUGUUUGGGGCGCCUGGCGACGAUAGGAAGGAAUACAUUGAUGCCAGUCACCCAUAUGCCUCUGCAUACUACUCAGCCUUUCUUGACAAGGUUCGCUCAAUUACUCUUCCAACUGUGCCACCUCUGCCCAGCCAGCCGAUCCCACCGGCCACGGGUGAUUCCGAUGAAUCCAUGGUGGAUGAUGGUGAUAUCCCUCAGUAUCCAGAGCCUGAACUGCACAUGUGUGAAUCGGUCAAGUUGGAGUACACAAAAAAUCGCACAAAGUUCAAAUUUACCAGAGAAGAGGGACAGAUUGAAGGAAUAAUGCCGGUCAGCCAUUGGACAUGGAGCAUGAAUCUGAAGAGGUGGUGGACAUACUCCACCACCUUGGAAAUGUAUCUUUGUGGCAAAGCGGAGUGGUGA
Messenger RNA from Cordyceps militaris CM01, 813 nucleotides. RefSeq lists its product as uncharacterized. The coding region runs from base 1 to 813 and encodes 270 amino acids. The transcript has a single exon. The record is from RefSeq and is a predicted model, not a curated record. Lineage: Eukaryota; Fungi; Ascomycota; Sordariomycetes; Hypocreales; Cordycipitaceae.